Messenger RNA from Podarcis muralis (Common wall lizard), 6670 nucleotides. It is a transcript of the gene ZFTRAF1, whose product is annotated as zinc finger TRAF-type and ring finger containing 1. The record is from RefSeq and is a predicted model, not a curated record. Gene Ontology annotation, cellular component: nucleus. Gene Ontology annotation, molecular function: zinc ion binding. NCBI's taxonomy places the organism in Eukaryota, Metazoa, Chordata, Lepidosauria, Squamata, Lacertidae.
GGGGAAGAAGGAGCGGAGCGGCCCGAGCAAGAUGGCGGCGUCUGAGGCGGCCGAGGCGGGCCUGGGGACGGCGGGCUGAGCAGCCGCGGCCGAGCCAGAGCGCCAUGUCGGGGCCAGACGAGCGCGAGCCCGGCGGCGGCGGCGGGGCGGCGGCCGGCGUGGUGGCGGCGGGCGCCGGGGGUCCUCUGGCGCUGGGGGAGGCGGCGGGGCCUGGCCCGGGGGGCGCCGAGGAGCCGGGGCCGCCGCUCGGGGCUGGGGGGGCGGGCGCGGGGGGAGGCGGCGGCGGCGGCCUUGUCCGGCAGCCCGAGCCCGGCGGCGACCGCGACUCCGACGCGCCGCCCAAGAAGCGACUGAAGCUGCCGGGCGGAGCCGAGGGAGGCGGCGGCGGCGGCGGCGUCAAGCUGGAGGAGCGCCUCUACUCGGUCCUCUGCUGCACCGUGUGCCUCGACCUGCCCAAGGCCUCCGUCUACCAGUGUACAAACGGUCACUUAAUGUGUGCUGGGUGCUUCAUCCACCUGCUGGCAGAUGCCCGGCUGAAAGAGGAGCAAGCCACUUGCCCAAAUUGUCGCUGCGAGAUCAGCAAGAGCCUCUGCUGCCGAAAUCUUGCCGUAGAGAAAGCAGUGAGCGAGCUGCCGUCGGAGUGUGGCUUCUGCAUGCGUCAGUUUCCUCGCUCUCUUUUGGAGAGGCAUCAGAAAGAAGAAUGCCAGGACAGAGUUACUCGGUGCAAAUACAAGCGGAUUGGGUGCCCCUGGCAAGGCCCUUUCCACGAGCUGACCGUACACGAGGCAGAGUGCACACACCCAACAAAGACGGGGAAUGAGCUGAUGGAGAUUCUGGAUGAAAUGGACCAAACGCAUAAAAAGGAGAUGCAGCUGUACAACAGCAUAUUUGGCCUGCUCAGCUUCGAGAAGAUUGGCUAUACAGAGGUUCAGUUCCGUCCUUACCGAACAGAUGACUUCAUCACCCGCCUCUACUACGAGACUCCGCGGUUCACAGUGCUGAACCAGACCUGGGUAUUGAAGGCUCGCGUUAACGACUCGGAACGAAACCCUAACUUGUCGUGCAAGCGGACUCUCUCCUUCCAGCUCAUUCUCAAGAGCAAGAUCAACUCCCCCAUGGAGUGCUCGUUCCUGCUGCUCAAAGGACCUUACGAUGACGUGAAAAUCAACCCUGUGAUCUAUCACUUUGUCUUUACCAACGAGAACAACGAAACGGACUACGUGCCGCUCCCCAUCAUAGACUCUGUGGAAUGUAACAAAUUGCUGGCAGCCAAGAACAUCAACCUGCGUCUCUUUAUAUUCCAGAUACAGAAGUAAGCGUAGAGCAAAGCUUGGCUUUUCCAGGAGUGACCGAGAGAGAGAAUGAGAGGGCGAGAGAGAAAAAGCGUGCACCACUGAACCAGAGUUACCUCGAACGGCUGCCUCGACCCCUUUAUGAUUCCACAGUUAUUUGAUUAUUUUAAAGAGAACAUUUUGCAUGUGUGGUAUACAACAGCUUUGAGCGGCCGCUACCUUCCUCGUCUCUCUCUCCAUCUCUGCCAGGAAUAGGCGACUGGGGAACCGGCUCGGUGCAGGGUACGGACGAGGCUUGAGAGCGUCAAGCUGGCAACCACCAAUCAAUACAUUGUGAAAAGGCUGCAUCUGUGUCAUGAUUGUGUGUGAUCUCCACAAUGUAGUGUCAGGGCGGUUGGGUGGCGGUGUUAAGGUCCUUCACUGUGUCCUUCUGACCUGGUGGGCUUGAAUAAUAGUAGCAAGAAUUGGGUAGAAUCUGGAAGUGGUGGGUUCUGUCUUCGAUUUACUGGAAUAAAACAAAUGGGAGAUUCUCAGAUAACCAAGUCAUCUUCAGAGACCCCCGCCCUACCCAGGCAAGGGGCUUUUUGCCAGGCUCCUUCUAACUGGGCUAAAAUGCCACAUUCUGUAGAGUUCUGUAGAGAGGGGAGAUAAUAGCGUACUGGGUGCUUUGUGGCAUGAAUCAGUAGCGGGCUCACCAAUCUUCCAUUUGUGUAUCAGUAGUUUAGAUCACCCCCCUCCCCCAGCUUUUUCCAUACGGUUCAGCUGUGAAGAAGCGUUUGAAAUGAAGUCAGGAUUAAUAGAAGGUUAAUGAUGACAAAUAGAAAAGUUGCUGGCUCUUCCUUUCUGGCAGGAAGUAGCAUCCUCAACGUGGCUUGAAUUGCACUUCGCGAGGAGAGAAUCCAGAGAGGUCCCGGCGUUGCCCUGUUCCUUCUGUUCCACCCCAGUCCCCCCACCAUCAGGCUUGAGAUCUUGACAGACUAGAUAGGAACCUACAUAGAACUGACCCAAAUCAGUGCAGACUUCUCGGAAUGCAGGGUGAUUUAUUCUGUCUGUUUUGGGAACUUUCCCAAUACUUUGGAAAAAAUAUCUUUCUUUCUUUCUUGUGCAAAUGAGUUAACAGGCUCUUAUAGUAAUUAUGCAAUUUUACAAUGUGAUUUUAUGUAUGUAAUAUAUAUAUAUAUAUAGAUAUAUGGAUGAGGAUAGCGUGGCCGUUCACCAAAUUUCAACGAGAUCUACAGGGAUAUUUUGCUUGAUGCUCUUAAACAUAUUUUUAACUGGGGUGGGGGGAAUUGGUGGUGGAUGAAGACUGUAUCAUGAGGAACUAAUAGGUUGCACAUCCAAGAUGAUUUUCUUCCCUCUCCUUUUGACUCCUUCCCCCUCAUCCUCAUGCCAUUUUUUUAUUUAAAGGAAGCUACUUUUGGUGGCAAUGUAUGCUUUAUAUGGACUAAUUGGAUCAGGUAUGUUUUUUAAAACGUGAGAAUUUGCUGCAGGUGCUGUCCUCCUUGGGACUUAUUGCUGUUAAAAGGGUAGCAAAACAGUUCCCGCCCCCCCCCCCCCAGUUUUAAUGUCCUCCUUUCUCCCUUCAGCCUCCUGGUCAUAGUGGUGGCAGGUGGUAGUCAAAGAAGCGUGAAAUGUGGGGAGUUAGUCUGCGAUGUCCCAGGAGUAGGCUGGUCUGUUGUCACUGUGACCCACCAAGCUAUGUGCGGCCCACCAGCUGCACACUGUGCCAUGCCAGGUAUGUAGACACCCGUCUUGUGUUUGCCCUGGCAGGGCAGCAAAAGCUCCUGGUGACUGCCUGGGCCACAUUCAUUUUAGCAGGCCACAUGCUCUUGGGAGUCCCAGAGUAGGAGAAUGUCUUAGCAUGUGUUUAGAAAAAGUAAAGUGCCCAAGGGUAACGAGAGCUGAAGGUUGGCAAGCUGUUUAGCAGGAUGUUCCAGCUGAUGGCAUGUUAAACUGUUCAGCAAAGGAGUUGCCCCAUAUUAUAUUAGUCCUGUCUGAUGGGAAUGUGAAGGCAGAACUUCUUUCCUGAACAGCAUGGGGUGGGAUACAUGGAAUAUCUGAAACAGUUGUGAGCUUCAGAGGAAGAGCUUUUCAGACAUGCAUACAGCUGUGGCUUGUUUGUUCGUUUUAGCUGGUGAUUAGGAAUUAUUGACUAACUAGACAGGGUUUUGUUUUUGUUUUACCAGUUGAGGGUUGCCAAAGCCAAAAUUAUGUCUCUCUUGCCCUAAGGUGUUUUAAUUGCAAGGACUCUGAAUCAGGAACUAGUUCUUAAGAUCUUCACAAAGCAGGCUGCAUGCUAAAGCCCCCCUUCUAGGCAACUUCUUGUAAUGGGCGCUUUUGAGAAUUGGCAGCCUGGAAGAUCAGCCUUUUGAAAUGGUCUGUGAAGGGCAGCACACUUGCUCAAAACACGUGGAACAAGAAUGCCCCUUAGAUGCCUGUGUGUGCAUGCAACUUUCUUCCUUGUAUUUGGGAAUGCAAACCAGCACUGAGCACUUUCUCAGGUAUUCGGAACGAAGAGGCUGUUUCUGGGCUCAAGUGCAGAACAUGUGGAUUGAGGAAGCUUGCAGCUUGUCCUGGGAACUAAAGCUCAUGGAUCCUUUUAUUGUGGAGCAGAUGUCAAGACUGCGGCCUCUAAAUAAUAGCCAGAAUUUGCACAUCACUUAAUCCUUAAACUGGAGCAGGUCUAGACUUGAAAUAGUUCUUCCCUACUUUAUUUGUGUACUGUGGUUGCUCUGGAAAUAAAUGCACACACCAAAAGUUUUACUUGUAAAAGGAGCUUAUGUAUACACUAAUGCAGAGGUUAGAAAUCUGCUCAUCAUGCUUCCAGGGACUGGCUUCAGCAUUAACCUUAACUUAUGAGUAGAAGUGAUAUACUAGGUAACUGCAGAAGAAGGAAUGCUUUCAAUGGGCCUGCCUUUCCUGCAGCCCGUCUCUGGAAGGUCAUAGGAAAGCUCAGACCUCGUCCUCAUGUAGAUUGAAAAGGCAACAUCAAUUCCCACAGGCUAGCAAUGGGGGGGGGGGAGUGCUGAUAAUGCCUAUGUCCAGAGCUUCCCAGACCCUGAUGUUUGGCAUGUGGUCAUAUAACUUGGAUGCAAGAGCAUCUUUGGGAGUAGCUCUAACUGGUUGGAUGUUGGAAGAGCUAACAUGGUAGUUAGGAGGAAGGUGUUCUUAGCAGGACUUCAGACCCCUCUCGUAAGAAACGGAACACAAUCCUGGGGAUGGGAAGAGAAGGAAGAUGAGAUUGUGAACCAUCUUGUCCAAUAGGCAGUGCUGUACCUCCCUCCCAAGAGAUGGAAGUGUCUGGAGGAACACCAGUGGAAAGAGGGGUUUGCUUGGCAUCCCACUUGGGUGUGGGAAGCGAAAUGGGCUUGAUCCUUGAGAUUCAGAACAUGGCAAACCGAGUGGAGCCUCUUCCACUCCCUCCCUUUGGAUCCUACCAGAGAACACCUGUCCAUAUUUUCAGAAUGCACUUGAGAGAUGGAGGGUUGGGCAGUCCUCCCAUAGGAUGGUAUUCAGAUUUGUUUUACUUGGAGCAGACCUGUUUAAAUUCAUGGGUCUAACCUAGUUAUGUUCUUUAAUUUCAGUGGGUCUAUUCUAAAACUUAGUUGAAUGCUACCCAUGGAGUCUUCCAUGUGUGGACUUUUUCUACUGUGUCAUCUGUAUGUCUCCUGUUGCUGCUUUUUUUUAAAAGAAGAGACCUUUUGCUCUAGUUAGGACUAGAGGAGACAGAGUUGGCUACUGACGACUGGAGCGGAGGUCUAGAGGAAUUUGUGAUGUAGUAACUUUGAAUGAAGUGCAGUUGAAUUGUGCUGCAAACAAGCUGUAGCCUGGUGGUUGUACCUCUCGGCUCCUUUCCAGAGUUGGGGUAUCUUGGGUGUGAGUUCUCCCAUCCAGACACUUCAAUACAUUUGGCAUCUACCUCCUAAAAAGAGACCAGCUGCCACAUUCUUCCUUCCCCAGCAGGUUCCUCUGCUAAGACAGUUAGUGGCUGAUCAUCUCAGUCUAGCCAGUGGCAAAGAGCUAACUUGGAAGUUACCCAUUGGGAGCGGUUCAUGGGUAGACAUCAUUUCCCUUUAUCCUGUAUAAUUGAAGGCAGUUCUUCCCCCCCCCCCAACGAUUACUGCAAGAAUCUAUUAUCUAUUUGCCAAGCUUCUGACUUCUCCAGUAUUUCUGGGGGGGAGGGGGCAAUGUGUCGGAACAGCAGUGGUUCAUGGGACAGAAGGGACCCUCCUUGUUUCUUGAGAAGCUGUUGUUUAGGCAUGAUCUCAUCGUGGCAGUGGUUAAUUCUCCCUGAGAACCAAGUGAGGGAUGGAAUUGGCUGCAGAGCUUUCCCUCCCCUGGAAUGAAGAGAGCAACUGUGGCCACCCCAAGAGUCUGUAUGUAGUGAAGGACACAAGCACUUUGAAAGUGGAAGCUGAGGAAGUCUUCCCAGGGCUUGACAUGAGAAGCGUGUUAAGACUUUCUGGUCUGGGAACCAUUUGUGUGAUUGGGGUCCUCCUUGGGCAUACCUCCCUGCCAGGCUUGCCACUGCCAGCAUUUUUGCUUCCCUGCUUUCAUUCUCAUCCUCCCUGCCUCACCACCACCACCUCCUCCUCCUCCUCCUCCUGGGUUGCCCUGUCCUCACUACGGGACUCUGUCCAACUUCUACUUGGUAGCUGAGCCUUAUCUGUCUAGUUCUGUGCUAGACGCCUAAAGAUUGUAGCAUGCUUAUCCAUGCCAGGGCCUGAAGGACUGGCAGACCACAAACCUCCUUACAGUAUUCACUGUGGGUAAUUUAUUUAACUAGCGAAUGUAGAAUUAAAAUAAUUUAAAAGAAAACUAAUGGUUUGUUUGCAAGAUGGUAUGUCCGUUGUACUUGGCCUGAUUUUUCAUUAUUUGUGUUCCUGUUGAUCUUUUCUUCUUCUUUUUUGUGGAGAAAGAGAGAGAGAGAAAGAGGGGUUCUCUGUUGGACCUUGGAAUCCAGCUGGAAGCUCCGGCUUGAAACCAGAAGAAAGUGGGAAGGGCAAUGUCAGUCUCCAGGCGCUUGUAUAACGGAAGGCUGCCACUUCUGUCAUCACCCCCUCCAUCUCUCCACCCCGCAGGCUGGCCAAUGAGAUGUGGGGCAGGGGACACAGCACGGGCUACAGCUGCUCCAGCGUAACAGCUUUGGGGGCACCUGGCCAUAAGCUUCUGCCGCUACCGCCCGUCCCACCUUGUGUCUUCUCCAUUUUUGCGAGCACUACACAUGAUACCGAAAUGGCUUUUUAAAAAAUGAGGGAUGGUUUUAAAUGUUGUUGGGAAUGAUUUCUUUUGUUCCUUUAUCUGGUCUGCGUUUGUUUGAAGUUUCUGUAUGUAAUGUAGUUUAAACGAAACAAAACAAAAAAAGUAUUGCCAACCCA